UGUCAGGGAGAAAUCAACGAACUUACAGCGAGAGGCGACUCGAAAUUCCGUUACAAGAAUUUAAGAGACAGGUACACAAACUGUACUUAUAUCCAAGGAAGUUUAGAAAUCGUGUUUUUGGAAAAAGUUGAUUCUGUGACCAAAUAUGAUUUAAGUUUUUUGAGAAGUAUAAAGGAAGUGACUGGCUACGUGUUAAUUCUCAGUGUUUUUGCCGAUUACGUGCCGUUAGAAAAUUUACGGAUUAUUCGCGGGAGAACGUUAUAUCAUGAUAAAUAUAGUUUAUAUGUGGCGUUAAAUUCUCAUCCGACGGCAGAACCUGGAUUACGAGAAUUACAAAUUUUACGAGGAAAGGUGUUUUUUAAGAAUAAUAAUAAACUUUGUUAUGAGAAUACAAUUAUUUGGAGUGAUAUUAAUCCACGAGAAGAACCUCCAGUUGAAUUUCAUUUUGAUUCCAUUCAUGAGAAACGACAAUGUGGGGAAUGCCACGAUUCGUGUUACCAAGAAUCCAAACAGACCAAAGCGUGUUGGGGUGAAGGUCCAGAUAUGUGCCAAAAAUUGAGUCAAGGUGAAGUCUGUCAUGGAUCCUGUGAUGGAAGGUGUUAUGGUAAACUUCCCAACCAAUGUUGUCAUCCACAGUGUGCAGCUGGUUGUUCUGGGCCCAAGAAAACAGAUUGCUUGAGUUGUCGAAACUUCAAUGAUUUAGGGGCCUGUGUUGAAUUUUGUCCACUACAAGAAAUCUACGACAGCCAGAAAUUUAUCAAAGUUCCCAACCCUAACGCCAGAUUUACUUACGGAGCCCUGUGCGUUAAAGAAUGUCCACCAGGUAUGUUGAAUGAAGAUGGUUUGUGUGUUAUACAAUGUUCAGAAGGGAAAAUGGAAGACAAGAAUGGUGUCUGCCAACAGUGUAAAGGUCCCUGUCCAAGAGCGUGUCUUGGGACAGGACCUGAUAAAUUUCUAACCGCUGAGAAUCUAGAAAGGUUUACAGAUUGUACCAGAAUUCAAGGAACAUUAAAAAUUUUAACACCAACUUUUAGUGGUUUUCAACUGAUUUUAAUGAAAUUUGAUAAACAUAAUGAUAUUCCACCAUUACAUCCAGCCAAUCUGACAGUGUUUGAAUACGUCCGUGAAAUAACAGGUAAUCUGAUCAUCCAAUCAUCUCACGAGGAUUUCAAGAAUUUAUCGUGUUUUAAAAGUUUGGAGUAUAUUUAUGGUCGUGAAACUAACAGUGAAUUAUCGUUGAGUAUAAUAAUGACGAAGUUAGAAUCACUAGAAUUGAUGAAUUUGAAACAGAUCAGGCGUGGAAGUGUAAUGAUUGCUGGUAAUACACAACUCUGUUAUAUUAACAGUAUCAACUGGUCCAAACUUCUGUCUACCAAUCAACAGAAAACAACUAUCUCCCAUAAUAAAAACACUUCCCUCUGUAUGGCAGAAAACAGAGUAUGUGAUCCAGAAUGUUCGUUAGAUGGUUGCUGGGGACCAGGCUCGGAGAAAUGUUUGAGUUGUAAGAGAUAUAGAAUUGAAGAAAAAAAUGUCUGUAUUAAAUCGUGUGCUCAUAUUGAACUCCAUUACGAGGGUGAUAAUAUGAUCUGUAAACCUUGUCACGAAGAAUGCCAUAAUAACUGUACUGGUCCGGAACCAAGUGAAUGUGAUAGCUGUAUUAAUGUCAGUAUAAUAGACAGCACCAAUCAUACUAUCUGUCUAGCGGAGUGUCCUGAAAUCAUGUAUCCAGACAAAAACUCUGUAUGUCAGAAAUGUCACAAGAAUUGUGCCAAUGGGUGUACAGGUCCGAUGGAUCAUGUUGGGGAGAACGGCUGUAAUUCAUGUGAGGUCGGAUACCGACAAAUGAAGGGAAGCUCUACGAUUAAAUGCAUGCCCACGGAUACUGAUAACUGUCCAGAUGGACAUCACAUGAAACCUGUCAAAUUUGAUAUCAUCGAUCCAUUGGCUGGAAAAAGGAUUUGUGAGCCGUGUCAUAGAUUCUGUAAAACGUGUACUGGUGCUGGAGUGUAUUAUUGUAAUCUCUGUCGUUAUUACUUUCAACAAAGCACGUGCGUGGAACACUGUCAUACCAUGAGUUAUGGUAACAACGAUACGAAGAUGUGUGACACGUGUCAUACCGAAUGCCGGAGUGGUUGCCGUGGACCAGAUAGCUCUGAUUGUCUAGCCUGUAAAAAUUUCAAGAUCUAUACCAAUGAAGAAACUACUAAGUUUAACUGUACGUUGAAAUGCCCUGAUGAUGUGCCGUUUCUGAAAGUUAAAAAGGUUGUGCAUUAUAUUUGCAAGUAUACAGUAAUCAUGAUUAUUUGUUAUAAUUCUAGAGAAGAGAAGAAGAAAAUGGCUAUAAUAGUAGGUCCUACCAUAGCUGGAGUUGUGGUUCUUGGAUUGUUGAUUUUGUGUAUAGCCUGGUGCUGCCAGCGACAAGCUAAAGCCAAGGAAAAGACAGCUAAAUUGACAGCUAGAAUGACUGGCUGUGAUGAGGAAGUGCCUUUAACACCAACACUAGCUAAACCAGAUCUGGCUCAGUUAAAAUUGAUCAAAGAAAAUGAUUUAAGGCGUGGUGGAAUUAUAGGAUCUGGUGCUUUUGGUACUGUAUAUAAGGGUUUCUGGAUUCCAGAAGGUGAAAAUAUCAAAAUACCAGUAGCCAUUAAGGUUUUACAAGAAGGCACAUCGCCCAAUCAGAAUAAAGAAUUACUAGAAGAGGCCCGCGUCAUGACAUCAGUGGAACAUCCAUGUUGCGUUCGAAUCCUGGCCGUUUGCAUGACGGCACAAAUGAUGUUGAUCACACAACUGAUGCCUCUGGGAUGUCUGUUGGAUUACGUUCGUAAAAACAAAGACCAUAUUGGUUCCAAGGUCUUACUGAAUUGGUGUACACAAAUUGCUAGGGGUAUGGUAUAUCUAGAAGAAAGGGGUAUUGUACACAGAGAUUUAGCUGCUAGAAAUGUUCUUCUACAUAACACUCAGAAUACCCAACAAGUUAAGAUCACAGAUUUUGGACUGGCCAAAUUAUUAGAUUAUGAUGAAGAAGUUUAUCAAGCUGCUGGUGGCAAGAUGCCAAUAAAAUGGUUAGCAUUAGAAUGUAUCCAACACAGAAUAUUCACGCAUAAAAGUGACGUAUGGAGCUAUGGUGUGACUGUCUGGGAAUUGAUGACGUAUGGUUUAAAACCAUACGAUAGUAUACGAGCCCGAGACGUACCCGAUUUACUGGAGAAAGGCGAGCGUCUACCACAACCUCAUUGUUGUACAAUAGAUGUCUAUAUGAUUAUGAUCAAAUUAAUCCAUUUAAAUGUCCAAAACUACCCAAAUUUAGUUUUAAAAUUCCUUAAAGGGACAGGUGCGCCAUUCUUUUUUGACCAAUCAUCAGCUAAGCCAAUCAGUAAUAGUGGAGAUAAGUUAAUGCGUCUGCCAAGCGAGUCGUAUGAUAAACAUGACUUGAUGCGGAGUUUGAGUGUCGUUAACGAUGGUGGACCGGAGGAAGUGGUGGAGGCAGAUGACUAUCUUCAACCGCAUCCCAACUCAGACGACAGUAUUGAUAAUAAUAACGGACAGGCAAAGGUAGAUAACUCUCAUCAAACGUUCUUUCUGGAUUCAGUAAACUCAUUUGAACUUGGUGUCAUGAAUUAUGACAGAAAUAGUAGAAAAGUGCCUUUAAAUCUCCCGGUGGACGAAGAUGAUUAUCUGCAACCCAAAUCCCAUAAUCCCGCGGCUUAUAUGGACCUAAGUGACAAAGGUAAUAUUGAUUUGAAGGGCUGGGGGUUUGGGACUAGGGUGUCUGGGGUGUGGGACUAG
Lottia gigantea (owl limpet) is the source of this 3786-nucleotide messenger RNA. RefSeq lists its product as hypothetical. The transcript has 24 exons. Lineage: Eukaryota; Metazoa; Mollusca; Gastropoda; Lottiidae. Gene Ontology annotation, biological process: multicellular organism development; positive regulation of cell population proliferation; cell surface receptor protein tyrosine kinase signaling pathway. Gene Ontology annotation, cellular component: signaling receptor complex; basal plasma membrane. The annotation marks the transcript as partial. Gene Ontology annotation, molecular function: ATP binding; transmembrane receptor protein tyrosine kinase activity. The record is from RefSeq and is a predicted model, not a curated record.